AUGUCGGCCCCUUCGUUGAAACGUCCUCGGAUAACUUAUGAAAAUGAUGAACACGACGAAGCUUCGGUGGCAUCUUGUGAGCAUCCCCGUCAUAAUCCCCUUUAUGGCCAGAAGAACGCAUUCCCGGGGUUGGACGAUGGAGGCGAUGACCUACUCUCCAACGACCCGGACGAUGGAUUGGAAUACUUGCGCGUGGUUCGAUUCGAAGCAAACUCACUACCGAUACUUUUCUCUGCACCUACUCCGACCACAGACCCUUCAAAAGUAGCAUCAAAUAUGCAACCAGAUUUGACGCUAGUUGAACCGAAUGACCCUCAUCUACUACCAGGCUUUUACGAGGACGAAGCCUACAUUGCGCCUGUGGAGGAGAACACAAACAACGCCGCAAAUUCCCCUUCAAAGCUCGAUGAGCUCUAUCCUGAAGCGCAAAAUUCCUACAACAAUCUUCUGCGACAUCGAUUCCUCCUCUUGCGAUCGACCCUAAAAUGCAGUCCACCUGCCAGUGCUAUCAAUACCCUCGACAAUGACCACCCUAUCAGUCUGCCCCGAAAGGCCGGAUCUGCGCACAAAACAUGGCGCCGGCUCUUGGUCACAGUCGAACCACGUAUGGUCCAACUGGCAAGCAUGGACAUGGACAGCGUGUUAGAAGUACUGGAAAUACUAGCACGGAUGAUGUCUGAUGUUGUGCGCGGCGACGACACUCAGCGCGUACGGCGCAUUGGGGCUUGGGCUUGGGGCCUAUUGGGAAGGUGCCGUGAGGUUGGACAACUUUCCACCCGAGAGGUGGGUGUUAUUCGAAAUCUGGGCAAACGAGCUGCGACUAUCUUGCGCAAGGUGCAAGAGUUAGAGAACGAGGAGUAUGAGGAGGAGGCCGAUUAUUCUGUGGCAGGCCCAGCAAAGGACAAAACCCAACAGGGUGAUCUCGUCGAGGAUGAGAAAGAUACCAAGGCAGAAGCUCAGCAGAGAUCUACAGUCCAGAAUGAGGAAGCGACCAAGCAGGAAACUCAACCGGAACCUACAUUUCAAGGCGAGGAGAACAAGGAAGAGGCUCAGCGUGAGCCUCCAGUUCCAAAUGAAGCGGGAAGCAAGCAAGCGAAAUUGCCGGAGACUGACGCAUUAUCGCUUGAAGAAUCCGACUUGGAAGCAGCCAAGGCGCGCUUGCGAGCUCGGCUGCUGCAGAACGAUUCCCUGCAGACCAAUUCCGACUCUGUCGAGACGCCUGGUAGCUGGGAAGAAGAAGAAGAAGAAGAAGACGACGAUUGGUCGAUACAGACUCAUGCCGUGCUCGAUAUGAUCAUUAUGGUGGUUGGUGAGUUCUUUGGCCAGCGGGAUCUUUUGGAGGAACGAGAGAUCUGGGAAUAG
Messenger RNA from Penicillium roqueforti, 1362 nucleotides. RefSeq names its product SIP1 domain-containing protein. The record is from RefSeq and is a predicted model, not a curated record. Gene Ontology annotation, cellular component: nucleus; SMN complex. Gene Ontology annotation, biological process: spliceosomal snRNP assembly. NCBI's taxonomy places the organism in Eukaryota, Fungi, Ascomycota, Eurotiomycetes, Eurotiales, Aspergillaceae. Bases 1 to 1362 code for a protein of 453 amino acids. The transcript is spliced from 2 exons.